This is a messenger RNA of Solanum dulcamara, 868 nucleotides long. RefSeq names its product NDR1/HIN1-like protein 1. The coding region runs from base 75 to 755 and encodes 226 amino acids. NCBI's taxonomy places the organism in Eukaryota, Viridiplantae, Streptophyta, Magnoliopsida, Solanales, Solanaceae. Gene Ontology annotation, biological process: defense response to other organism. The record is from RefSeq and is a predicted model, not a curated record. The transcript has 2 exons.
UCACUUAACAAUUCAAUACAAGCUUUACUUGGUUUUAAUUACACUUGAUCAUUUGUAGAGAAAAUUAAGGCAAAAUGAGUGAUAAUGAGCAACAAAAGAUUCAAAAUGAAAGUGAUGAUUAUCCUCAAAAACCUCCUUUACCAUCCUCUAAUGAUCCAAGGAAAUAUCCAUCAUCACCUAGAAGAAGUCCAGCCAAAACUUUGUGCACUUUCUUGUUAAUUUUAAUCUUCUUGGCUGGCCUUGUUGUGCUCAUAUUAUGGCUAGUUUAUAGACCACACAAGCCAAAUUUCAGUCUAGUUGGUGCUGCCAUCUAUGAUUUAAAUGUUACAUCACCUCCUUAUAUGUCAAGUACCAUGCAAUUCACAGUGUUGGCAAGAAAUCCAAAUAGGAGAGUUAGAUUGGAUUAUGACCAAUUUUCAGCUCUUGUUUACUACAAGGGUCAAGCAAUUACACCUCCAGUAGUGCUUCCACCUUUAUUUCAGAAAACAAAAAGCACGAUUAUAUUAUCGCCAUUAAUAAGAGGUGCAUCGGUACCUGUGUCGGUGGAAGUAGCAAAUGGAUUACUCAUAGAUGAAGUUUAUGGAGUUGUGGCAUUAAGACUAGUACUUAUGGGGAAAAUGAGAUAUAAAACUGGAAUUGUAAAGACUAAACACUAUGGAGUUUAUGUCAAGUGUGACAUGUUGGUUGGGUACAAAAAAGGGUUUAUGGGUCAAGUACCUUUACUUGGUUCUCCAGAUUGUCAAGCUGAUUUAUGAUUUUUUUAUUUUUUUUGAGAAUAAAAGACAAAGUGUGUACUAUGAAUAUGGAGAAUUGUUUCUUCUAAGACCAACAAUUACAAUGUUAUAAAUAUAAUUGUAUGUUAAAAUUU